Messenger RNA from Xenopus tropicalis (tropical clawed frog), 1317 nucleotides. It is a transcript of the gene akr1c4, whose product is annotated as aldo-keto reductase family 1, member C4. Gene Ontology annotation, molecular function: oxidoreductase activity. NCBI's taxonomy places the organism in Eukaryota, Metazoa, Chordata, Amphibia, Anura, Pipidae. The record is from RefSeq and is marked provisional.
CCGGGACAGCAGGACAGCGUGGCAAAAUCGGGACUGUAUGCACAGAUCCUAUCUGAUCUUAGCAGCUUAAUGCACAGAAUGGCUUAAUGCCCUAUAUAUAUUGAUAAUGGCCCAGCAUGUUUCUUACCAAAGAUACCCGCCUUACCCUACACGAUGGAAAUGCCAUACCAGUUAUGGGCCUGGGAACGUAUGCCUCUGCUGAGGUACCCAAAAGUGAUGGGACGGAGGCCACCAAGCUCGCAAUAGAUCUGGGCUACCGCCACAUUGACUGUGCCUAUAUCUAUGGCAAUGAGGUCCAAAUUGGUGAGGCCAUUCGCUCAAAGAUUGCCGACGGCACGGUGAAGAGAGAGGAGAUAUUCUACACUGGGAAGCUUUGGUGCUCAUUCUUCUCUCCGAAUUUGGUGCGUCAGGGACUGGAGGCAUCGCUGAAGGCUCUGCAACUGGAUUACCUGGACCUGUUUAUAAUGCACUGGCCAUUCUCAGUAAAGCCCUCAGAUGCCCACAGCAACCAACCCUUAGACUUUGAUGAUGUGGACUUUUGUUUGACUUGGGAGGCACUAGAGGGGUGCAAAGACGCAGGACUGGUGAAGUCCAUCGGGGUGUCCAACUUCAAUCGUAGGCAACUGGAGCGGCUCCUCAGCAAACCAGGGCUGAAAUAUAAACCUGUCUGCAACCAGGUGGAAUACCAUGUGUAUCUGAAUCAGAGCAAACUCCAUGAAUAUUGCAAAUGCCACAAUAUCGUUCUGGUGGCCUACAGUGUCCUGGGAACCGCCAGAGACAAUACUUGGGUGGAUCCAAACUCCCCGGUCCUGUUGGAAGACCCAGUGCUCAGGAGUGUGGCUGCGAAAUACAAUAGAUCUCCUGCCGAGGUGGCCAUGCGCUUCAUCCUCCAGAAAGGAGCCGUUGUAUUGGCCAAAAGCUUUAACCCCACUCGCCUGAAGCAGAACCUGGGGGUAUUUGAGUUUGAGCUGAAGCCUGAAGAUAUGGAAAUGCUUGAUGGACUCAAUAGGAACCUGCGCUAUGCACAGUUUACAGUAAUGAAGCAGCACCCAGAAUAUCCGUUUCAUGAUGAGUAUUGAGGAGGAGGAGGAGGAGGAGGGACCUGACCUUGAGUCUUGAAGCCAAAUGAAUUUCAUGUCUCUGCUGUUACAUAACAUUAUAGUGACUGAGUCCUUGCAGGACUCUUUAGGAAGACCUUAUAUCAAGGCAAAGUUCUUCUUAUCCUUUGAGUUACACCUUACGGCUGAAGGUUCAUACACAUUAAGCUUCUCCCAUGUGUUUGCCUUGAGCAGACUCAAUAAACAAAGCUUUUCCCAA